AUGUCCAGCUGCCCCGGCGGCCGCCUGGCCCGGGCACUGCCGCGGGCGCUGGCGCCGGCUCUGGUGCUGGCCCUGCUGGUCGGCGUGUUCCAGAGCGGCCCCACAGGCGCGAUCCCGCCUUUGAAGAACCGCUGGGGACGCGAAGGGCCGACACCACCCACCUUCCGUAAUCUCUCGGUGCUCCUGGACCCCGCGACCGGUCAGCUGCGCCUGGUGGACGGCCGUCACCCGGACGCGGUGGCUUGGGCCAACCUCACCAACGCCAUCCGCGAGACCGGGUGGGCCUUUCUGGAGGUGGGCACAAGUGGCCGCUACAAUGACAGCCUGCAGGCCUACGCAGCAGGCAUGGUGGAGGCCGCUGUGUCCAAGGAGCUCAUCUACAUGCACUGGAUGAACACGGUGGUGAACUACUGCGGCCCCUUUGAGUAUGAGGCCGGCUACUGCGAGAAGCUCAAGCACUUCCUGGAGACCAACCUGGAGUGGAUGCAGGAGGAGAUAGACCUGAACAGAGACUCGGCUUACUGGCACCAGGUACGGCUGACCCUCCUGCAGCUGAAAGGCCUGGAGGACAGCUAUGGAGGCCACGUGAACUUCCCAACUGGGAGAUUCACCAUCAAACCCUUGGGAUUCCUCCUGCUGCAGCUCUCUGGGGACCUGGAAGACCUGGAGCCGGCCCUGAAUAAGACCACGACCAACCGUGUGCUGGGCUCGGGUUCCUGCUCCGCCCUCAUCAAGCUGCUGCCCGGCCAGCAUGACCUCCUGGUCGCCCACAACACCUGGAACUCCUACCAGCACAUGCUUCGUAUGAUCAAGAAGUACUCUUUCCAGUUCCACCAAGGCCCGCAGGAGGACUCCCCGCUGGUUCCCAGCAACAAUCUGGUCUUCUCAUCCUACCCUGGCACCAUCUUCUCCUGUGACGACUUCUACGUCCUCAGCAGCGGGCUGGUGACCCUGGAGACCACCAUCGGCAACAACAACCCGACGCUGUGGAAGUACGUGCAGCCCAAGGGCAGCGUGCUCGAGUGGGUGCGCAACAUCGUGGCCAACCGCAUGGCCUCCGAUGGGGCCGCCUGGGCCGACGUCUUCAAGAAGUACAACAGCGGCACGUACAACAACCAGUGGAUGAUCGUGGACUACAAGGCGUUUGUCCCCGGCGAGCCCAGUCCCGGGAGCAAAGUGCUCACCAUCCUAGAGCAGAUCCCGGGCAUGGUGGUGGUGGCUGACAAGACCGAGGAGCUCUACCGGAAGUCCUACUGGGCCAGCUACAACAUCCCCUCCUUUGAGACUGUCUUCAACAUCAGCGGAGUGCAGUCCCUAGUGGCCCAGUACGGGGACUGGUUCUCCUACAACGGCAGCCCGCGGGCCCAGAUCUUCCUCCGAAACCAGUCCAUGGUGCAUGACGUGGACUCCAUGAUCCAACUCAUGCGGUACAAUGACUUCCUGCACGAUCCCCUGUCGUGGUGCAAAGCCUGCACGCCCCAUCCGAAUGCAGAGAACGCCAUCUCGGCCCGCUCCGACCUCAACCCCGCCAAUGGCUCCUACCCGUUCCAGGCGCUGCACCAGCGCUCGCACGGCGGCAUUGACGUGAAGGUGACCAGCUCGGCUCUGGCCAAGGCCCUGAGCCUGCGGGCGGUCAGCGGCCCCACGUGGGACCAGCUACCCCCCUUCCAGUGGAGCACCUCGCCCUUCCGCAGCCAGCUGCACAUGGGCCAGCCUGACCUCUGGAAGUUCUCACCCAUUGAGGUCCGGUGGGAUUGA
Molecule: messenger RNA, 1758 nt
Organism: Elephantulus edwardii (Cape elephant shrew)
Lineage: Eukaryota; Metazoa; Chordata; Mammalia; Macroscelidea; Macroscelididae
Gene: PLBD2
Product: phospholipase B domain containing 2
Exons: 12
Coding region: 1-1758 (585 amino acids)
Biological process (GO): phospholipid catabolic process
Cellular component (GO): extracellular region
Molecular function (GO): glycerophospholipase activity
Source: RefSeq, a predicted model, not a curated record